Mizuhopecten yessoensis (Yesso scallop) is the source of this 4087-nucleotide messenger RNA. RefSeq names its product magnesium-dependent phosphatase 1-like. The record is from RefSeq and is a predicted model, not a curated record. The coding region runs from base 532 to 1311 and encodes 259 amino acids. Gene Ontology annotation, molecular function: acid phosphatase activity. NCBI's taxonomy places the organism in Eukaryota, Metazoa, Mollusca, Bivalvia, Pectinida, Pectinidae. The transcript has 6 exons.
AAUAUUCCGACACCACUCAUAGUCGUGAUAUAGACAGGUAACGUCGGAUAUUCCAUUCUUAAAAAGCCCAUCCUGUCCUGGUGCACAUCGCUACAGACACCCAUCUAUCCAGUUUGUAGGAAGACCUAGUCUCGGUACGGAGCCGUGUAUUAUACAUUGCUCUAAAGGAUUCGUAGGCGCAUGGUGUUGUGAUAACCCAAUACUUGCAGUACAGAAUCCCUACCUUUUGGUAGUCUCUACUAUUGCUGCUGCUGAAGCCACUACUGCCGAUUCCCGCGCCAAACCUCUCGUGCAGUCGUUCUCAUCAAAUCAUCAGCGCUGUACCAUACGUCGAGAAGUUCAAUACUUGGCGCGCAAAAAUUAUUUUUCUCCAUAAUUGUUCAGACAAAUAGGGAAAAAGAACUGAUUGUAGAAUAAGCCGUGCGACAUUUUAGUAUGUUAAAACGACGAUAAUAAAACGAAAAAACACAGUUGAAAAUUGGAUUAAGAUAAAAGUUUAAUCCUUGAUUGCUGGACUUUGGAAAUUAAAAUAUGGACAAUAUGGAGGAAACACCAAGGCCAAAAUUGAUCAUCUUUGACUUAGAUUACACAUUAUGGCCGUUCUGGGUUGACAGGAAAGUAAAUGUGGAACCACCUUUCAACAGAACUCCAGACGGUAAAGUAUUUGAUGCACGCAGCAGAGAGGUUCAUUCUUUCCCUGAUAUAGAGCACAUCCUCAAGAAGCUGAAAAACGACAAAUUCAAGUUGGCAAUUGCCUCAGAAGCUUUCAAUAAAGAAGAGGUCCGGAGACUUGUUUCCUACUUUGGGUGGGAUGUUUAUUUUGAUCACAUGGAAGUUUAUCCGGGGUCCAAGAUUACUCACCUUCUCACAAUCAAGAAAGAGAGCGGGGUGGAUUUUCCUGACAUGAUGUUCUUUGAUGACGAGAGGGAUCAUCUUUCAGAAGUGGCACACACGUGUUUAGGUGUGACAUGUAUUUGGGCAAAUCGUGGAGUGUCAGAAGAAAUAUUGGAAGAGGGAUUCAAGGCCUUCUCAAACAACCACAUUAGCAACGCUAACAACAAUAACAACAACAUGCUUCACUCCAGUACAAGCUCUCUCAACAGCAACGACUCCGAGGAGUCCCAGAGUGAAACAACUGUGUUCUACGUACACAAAAGGCGCGGGUCACGUGCCUCAAUUACAUACGAUACUCCUCCAGUUAUUGACAGGGCUGUGCGCCUCCGCGGUAGAAGAAUGUCCGCCCCAGCGUUAUCAAUUCCCAAAUUGGAUACCAAAAAGCUUCUGGCGUGUCAAGAAAUAAACGAAAACUAAAUAUUAUACAUUAAGCUGAAAGAUUUUGUCAUGUCCUUAAAAUAGGGAAAACAAGCUUUACAAUAGUCACGUGACAUUGUGAUAAUGAGGUUGACUCGUAAAAUGUCCUCGUUUAAAUCGAGUAUUUAUACGUGUAUCUAGUGGAAAAAAUGUUUGUUAUGACAGAAAUCAAGACCGGAUUUUGACGUGAAAAGUGUGCUUAGAGAUGUGACAUUUUUGAAAGGGAUGAAUUUGCGCACAAAUUGGAUGAAAGUGCGAUGAAAUAUUUGUAAUACACAUAUGGAUAAUCAAAUUUUGAAAUUUUGAUUUUAAUAGAACAUGGGGUAAAUAGAGUAUACAGGAGCAUGCAGACUCACUACCGAAUCAUGAACGACACCACGUAAAAACUCACUGCGUUGUCUGAACAGAUGCAACGAUGUAAUUGGACGAUUUAAGUAGGUGUUUAACAGACGAUAGAUCUAUGAAGAGGCGACAUCCCGCCCAUCACGUGAUCAUAAUACAGCAUCUGGAGCUGAGCAGGUGCAUGUGUUUGUAUUGAGGAGAGUGAAGUACGUCUACAGUGCCACAUUCACAGCGUAAUUGUCUGAAGAUGAAAAGAAUCUUGAAUGAGCGGGGAGGAUAAGAGAUGAAUAAAUAAUACAACAUUUGUUCACAAAAAAAUACGUCCGUUGACUUUGGGAUGAAAGAAGUAUCUAAAUGGAUACAAACAUAAGUUGAGGGUUUACAUGUGUAAGGUAAGCGUGAUGUUAAGAUUAUACAAAGUUUGUGGGGAAUUACUUUAAUAACACAGAAUGCUAUAACUCCCUUUCAAGUUUAUAGUAAUGAUUCUUAGCCUAAUUUCUAAACAUAACAAUGUCGACACGCUAUAUGUAAUGGGUAUUAGGAGCGAUUUAUGUGGCGUCGUCCUUUAGUAUUACGCCAGAAUGUAUAAUGUGUUCAAUUGAGGAAAACUUUACGUUAAUCGAAAUCCCAACAAAUGCCAUUCCUUGCAUUUCUAUACAGGAUAAAGAUAUGUGUACAGAAUUAGCAACAGAAACUAACAAACAAAGAGAAAGAAAGAAAGAGCGAGUAUGAGGUGAGAGAACGGAAGGGUUUAUGGAGUUUUGUGGGGAAUGGAAAUUAGGUACAUGUAUAGUGCUAGUUUUUGGGAGAGAAAGUCAGUAUUGCAGCUACUUUUCUUUGAGAACAAUGAAGUAUUAGAGCAUUAUUGGUGAGAGAGUAAGGCAUUAUGUAAGGUAGUAUUAAGAGAGAUAAACAGUAUUGGAGCUAGCAAUGGGCUUAAAAUGCAGAAUUUGAUAAUUGCUAGGUACGGAAGGAAGAAAAGCUGUAUAAGAGCUAGUAAAAGAUUGCAAAAGCAGUAUUUGAGCUAACAUUGGGAGAGAGGAAGGCAUGAUUGAUGCUAGUUUUGAAAGGGGAGAAAGGUGUGAGUGUUGGUAGUAGUAAUGCGAGAUUUGUGCAAGUUUUAGGAGGGAGGGAGAAAUGCAGUAUAUAUCUUACGUACUAUAAUGUGCAACACAGCGGGGGAGAGUGCAGAGAGUAUGUACGAGAUCUUGGCGUGAGAUUCAACUUAUCUUUCCUAUCAGGAUACGAAUGGAGGAUGAGGGAGAAGGAUAGUUCCUAAGCUUUGUAGUGUUUUAACGCAAUCAACAUUACCUUGAUAUUAAUUGAUUUUAGUCUUUCAUGUAGAUAUGAUCUUAUGUAUUACAUGUUUUAAUUGCAUGUAGAGGUUUCGUAAACGCUCGCUCUGUAAGUGUGUAAGAAUGUAUGAAGAUACGGCUAAAUAUCAGCAAAUGGUUGUGUUUAUAUCUUACAUAGAAAUAUUCAGGCGAUGAUGAAUAUGUGUUUUUGCCAUUCUCGAUCGAGAAAAUAUUAACCCAUUCAAACGAAUAUUGUAUGACACCUACUUUUUCAUUAGUGUUUAUAUUUGUCAAAUGUUUUACAAAUAUCUUAAAACAACGUGUACACAACGUUUUAAUAUAUUGCAUUUUGAAAGAAACGUGCAUUUUAGAAACAAAAUUCAUAUCAUGACUUUUUUUGCCAUUAUUCCCCCACAUGACGAGGUAAAAGUUUUACCCACAAAUAUUUAUUGUCUUUUGUGCUCUUAUACAUACACCUAAAAUUGUUAUUGCAAUUGUCACAAAUAAUCAAAAUAUAAUGAUCAUAUUCGUUUUUUUCAUUUUGAAAACUGCAGAAAAGAAAAUAAGAAUAAGUACAUUGUGAAUUUCUGUAAAAGUAUCAGGUAUAUAAAUGCGAAUUGAAUAGACAGGUUUAAAUUAUUUUGAAUUCACAAGUACAGUUGAAAAUGUUUUUAUUUCGUGAUUUUCAUAUAAUGGCAUGUUUGGUAAUAUUUCCCGAUUGAUGUUAUCCUGCACGUGCACGGCCACACGUGCAAGGUCACACGUGUACCGCCACACGUGCACGACCCCUCUCCCAUGUCUCACCUUACAAUGUUGUACUGUAAUUAUGUUCAUACUUUAUGACGUAUAGAUUGUGAUAAAUUUCGUAGCAGUGUUAUAUAAGUGAGUAGACAUAUAGUUAUUAUAUAUAUAUGAUAUAUGAUGUAAACGUAGAUGUUUAUUUGUAUAUAUACGGUUCCUGACGAAUUGUACAUAUUAGUUUAUAAACGAAAGAUUAUGAAUAUUCAUAAGAGCUGAGUAUGUAAAUUAUAGUGCUGAAUAUGUAAAUGAUCGUCCACUGUGCAGACUAGUCUACGCCAUGGUGGUAAGAUGAUUGGUUCGGGUUUACAGAGGUAGAAAAAUAAAAUUUGUAAAUUCAA